ACGAUUCGUAUUAGCUUCGAGUACCGGCAAGCUGCUUUUGACGGCGUGCAAACAGAACGAGGGAGUAGGCGGAGGAGGAAGAAAAAAAGUGUAACACCGGCUGGAAGUGGGUGAAGAAAAGACAGAAGAUGAGUUUGAAGGGGCUUCCCGACCUUCUUCGGACAGGUAGGAGAUGUUUUCUCCAGGUUCCAUUUGGUUCAUCUUGGCUUCAGCCUUUGUAUCUUCUACUGUGUCACAAUAAGUCAACAUCUAUCACGCAGCUGGAUUCUGCAUCAGCAGUUAAGAAUUUUAAGGAAGAAAAUCAUGCAGUAGAUGACUUGUAUUCUACUGAGCAAAGAUCUUCUAUUUUGCAAGUACUAAAUUCGGCAUCCGAGGAAGAACUUUGUGCUGUGAAACUAAUGCGAGGAAGAAAGUCGAUUAACGUAAUAGAGUACAGAAACAAGCAUGGGCCAUUUCAGGAUUUGCACAGUUUACUAGAAGUGCCUCUUUUUCAGUAUAAAACAGCUGUUCAAGUAUGCAACUUUAUUCUCAAUCCCCUUGCAAAAGAAGAAAGAAAAAAAAGAAAAAUGAAGAAUAUUGUGAAAUAUAUUAAACCUGAAAUAGAAAGGGAGAGGCUCAAGGCUGCCAAUAGCAUUGUAUCCAUUGUGUUUGGCUCUCGCAAAAUUGCAUGGGCUCAUGUUAAUAAACACCUAGCCGUUCAGGAUUGGCAGCAGGUGGAAUGCACAGUGUUUAUGAAAGGAGUUUAUAUGCCAACAGUGUAUCUUGAAGAGAUUUCUUCAGUAGUAUCCAAGCUUCCUGAAGCAGACUUUUAUAUCUUGGAAAAAAGUGGGCUUUCUGCUCUGAAUGCAAGUUUGUUUCCAAUGAUGUUACAUCUGCGUACAGUGGAAGCUAUGCUGCAUGCAUUGUUGCAUAAAACAUAUUCACAGGAUGGCCAGUACAAAGUACUAAGUAUGGCCCGAAGUUUUGUAGGAAAAUACUUUGGAUUGAUGGUGGGAGAUGCACGAACUAGUGGAAUAGACCUUGUAAAACAGUUUCUCUCAGAAUCUGUUACACAUGCUAAGCCCCGUGUGAACUUUCCAAGAGAUCAAGUGAUUAAUUAUAAAAAUGUAUUGUCAUCAAACAAGCAGAGAAGAGAUGAGGAGCUGUGUGAUUCAUUGCUACAGGCAAUAGCUUUUUAUGAGCUUCUAAUAUUGAACAACACUACUUAAUUAUUCAUUUUGUUAAACUCAUUUUUGGAAUCUACAGUAAUUUCAGAUCAAAUCAACAUACACAUUUUCAUAAGGUGGCAAUACUUGUGGCCAUUUUCUGCUGAGAAAAGAAUACAGCGAUGGUAGAGCCAUAGUAAUACUUCCAAGAAAAGUGCUGAAGAACUGAAUUUAAAAGAGUUGUAAACUAGUACAAAAUAAGCAUGUUACUGUAUCCAUAAUUGUGCUACUGUACAUUUCUAUUAGAGCAGUGAGGCUUUUCCUCAAUUUUUGCCACUGAAUAGUAGUUAAAGUUGGUUACCUUACUCACUUGCAAGUUCUAAUUAUUUCAAUGGAAGGAAUGUUUAAAGAUGGUGAUAGGGAAUAUUAAACUUACAAAAUGUGUAGAACUGGUUUGUGUCAAAACAAUAAUAACAAGGAGUUUUUAAGCCUAAAGGUGACUGAAGCCAAGUUUAGGAGCAUACAUGGGUUCAUUUUAACAAGGGUUAAUAACAGCUCUUCAGCAUGUGUGAGGGAGGUGAAAGGUGUGUAUACCUGUGGUGCAAAACCUGAAACCUGGUAUGGAGAACCUAUAACCCUCCAGAUACAGAUGGACUCCAACUCCCUCCAGCCUUAGCCAACGCAGCUAAUCAUCUGGAAUGAUGGGAGUUGUCCAAAAACAUAUGAAGGGGAGCAAGCUCCCCAUCUGUGCCCUAAACCUAACUUCUGUUGCAUUCACAGGAUACAUGUGUCUAAGGCAGGGUUAGCCAAUGUGGUGCCCUCUAGAUGAUUUGGACUCCAAAUUCCAACAGCCCCAGCCAGCAUGUCCAACGGUCAGAAAUAAUGGGGUUUUUAAUCCAACACUUAUGCAGAGGGCACCAGAUUGGCUACCUCCAUCUAAAAUAGUAAUAUCUCUGUACACCGACUGAAUCAUAUUAUAGACCGGUGUUUCCCAACCUGUGGGAUAUGAAGCCUAUGCAAGUGGGGCGCAGGUAUUAUAAGAAAAUUCAAAAUAAUUGCUGCUUUUUAAUGUUUAACUGCUGUGAUGAAUAGCUAUUACAACUUUUUGUUUUAUAUUAUAAUGCUGUUGACAAUUGCUGCUGAACAUUGGAAAUGCUCAAGGCUUACAUUUUAACACUUGGGAACUGCUGUCUAGUGGUUGGCAAGCAGAUCCAGUGACUGCUUCCCCCCAAAAAAAUAUUUUUAUUAUUUUUUCAAAAAACAUACAGCAUAUACUAUCCAGUACAUGCAUUUUUCAAAUAAACAACCAAACUACAAACUUGUGUAGUGUAGUUCAUAAAAAGUGUAAAGUUACAGAGUAGAUUCAUUUGAAGGUAUUGUUCCAAAUUUAAAAAAUCUUACAUCCACAUUCUCGUUAUAAUACGCCUACAUAACCUCUCCAUAUGGACCCAUGCGUACACGGAAGACGAAUAUUCCCUUCUUUCUUGUUGAUGAAAGUAAUGAAGGGGGACCAUGUUUUUUCAAACCUGUCCUAUUUUGCAAGACCACAGACCACCCUUCUAUAUUGAGUCAAGUGUUCCAGCAAUGCAGUUUCCCAUACCCUUUCUAACCAGCCCGACUGUGAGGGUCCUAAAGGAUCUUUCCAAUGUCUCACUAUUUCUGUGUGUGCUGCAGCAAACAGUAAGGCAAUCAGCUCCCUAUGAUUUACCUUAGGAUUUAAGUUACUCUCUAGAGAUAUCAGUGCCAAGGAUGGGUCCUUAACUAUGUUCUGAAGUGUCGUGGAAUGCUUCAGUGAAGAUGCGUGUCCAGAACUCAGAAAAAGGCCUGCAAUUCCACCAAAGGUGCAUUAAUGUUCCUUGUUCACUACAUCUCCUCCAAUAAAAUGGUGACACUUGACCUGUGAUGUGAGAAAGUCUGAUUGGAGUCCAAUGCCUUCAUAGUAGGGUUUUAAAUGUUGCCUCUUGUAUACGAGCUGACGUAGUUUUCAAGGGGGGAGAUGCCCAUAGGUUAUUCCAUUUGGUUUCCUCCAUUUGGAUGUCUUAAUCAUCCUCCCAGGCCCAACAAAAGGUAUCCAUGUUCCCCAUCUUGUUGCCUAUAUUUUAUAUAUAAAAGACACUGAUCCUUUUAAUGCAGUGUUUGAAGAAAUACAAUGAUGUUCAAAUUAAGUGAGGGAGCGGAGACAAACCCCGCCCCUCAGUAGCCUCUUAAUAAAAGCCAUGACCUGUACAAUGCUAAACCAAUUGAUUUGAAGACCAUGCAAUUUCUCCCUCAAAGAGGGUUCAGUUAUUGGAUGGCCCAAUUCUAUUAGGUCUCUGAUCCUGAACAUCUCUCCUUCCAAUCUCGAAACUUUAUAUUUUUCCAGAAAGCAGAACUUUGGGUGAUAAAGGAAAAUGAUUAAGGGGGAAUCCCUUGAGGCUAACAUUUCCCCAUCUUUUCCAUACCAUCAAAGUAGCAAGGGUAAAGGGAUUUAGUGUUUUAUGUGUAACCGCCCAUGAUAGAUGUAAAAAGGGAACUGCUUGAAGAGAGGGCUGUCUUAAAAGCAAUUCGAUUUGCACCCAUGGAAUGUUCACAUUUUCAUUGAUGAUAUGCACCAUUUGCUUCAAUUGAAAUGCGUCAUUAUAUAACUGCAAAUUAGGCAUAGCUAAACAACGUUUAUAUUUC
This is a messenger RNA of Rhineura floridana, 3806 nucleotides long. RefSeq names its product transcription elongation factor, mitochondrial (gene TEFM). The coding region runs from base 129 to 1208 and encodes 359 amino acids. Gene Ontology annotation, cellular component: mitochondrial nucleoid. The record is from RefSeq and is a predicted model, not a curated record. The transcript has 4 exons. Gene Ontology annotation, molecular function: DNA polymerase processivity factor activity; nucleic acid binding. NCBI's taxonomy places the organism in Eukaryota, Metazoa, Chordata, Lepidosauria, Squamata, Rhineuridae. Gene Ontology annotation, biological process: mitochondrial transcription; transcription elongation by mitochondrial RNA polymerase.